UUACAGCAGAGAGUUUUCAUGGAGAAAUGGAAUCACACGUCAAAUGAUUUCAUGUUGUUGGGUCUGCUUCCCCCAAAUCAAACUGGCGUAUUUCUCCUGUGCCUUAUCAUCCUCAUAUUCUUUCUGGCCUCGGUGGGUAACUCAGCCAUGAUUCACCUCAUCCACGUGGAUCCUCGUCUCCACACGCCGAUGUACGUUCUUCUCAGCCAGCUCUCCCUCAUGGACCUGAUAUACAUCUCCACCACUGUCCCCAAGAUGGCAUAUAACUUCCUUUCCGGGCAGAAUGGCAUCUCCCUCCUGGGAUGUGGUAUGCAAAGCUUCUUCUUCCUGACCAUGGCGUGUUCUGAGGGCUUACUCCUGACCUCCAUGGCCUAUGACCGUUACGUGGCCAUCUGCCACCCUCUCCACUAUCCCAUCCGCAUGAGUAAAAGAGUGUGUGCGAAGAUGACUGGAGGCUCUUGGACACUGGGGUCCAUCAACUCCUUGGCACACACAGUCUAUGCCCUCCAUAUUCCCUACUGCAGGUCUAGGGCCAUUGACCAUUUCUUCUGCGAUGUCCCAGCCAUGUUGCUUCUUGCCUGUACAGAUACUUGGGUCUAUGAAUAUAUGGUUUUUGUAAGUACAAGCUUCUUUCUCCUCUUUCCUUUCCUUGGCAUCACUGCUUCCUAUGGCCGAGUCCUAUUUGCUGUCUAUCAUAUGCGUUCAAAGGAGGGAAGAAAAAAGGCCUUCACCACCAUUUCAACCCAUUUAACUGUAGUGAUCUUUUACUAUGCACCUUUUGUCUACACCUAUCUUCGGCCCAGGAAUCUCCGCUCACCAUCCGAAGACAAGAUCCUGGCAGUCUUCUACACCAUCCUUACCCCCAUGCUCAAUCCCAUCAUCUACAGCCUGAGGAAUAAGGAAGUGCUGGGUGCCAUGACAAGAGUGUUUAGGAUAUUCUCUUUCCUGAAAGAAUAAUCAUGGCCAUCUCUACUCCCUUUUUAUUUCCUUUUUCCAAGUUGAUUCGAACACCUGAGUGCAGGGUUGUCCAAUAUAAAUAAAACAUAAUUUAGAAUUUUCUAGCAGGUACAUUAAAGCAGUAAAAUUAAUUUCAAUAAAAUAUUUAAUUCAAAACAAUGUUAUAAUUAACAAUAUUGAUAUUAAUUACAUAGCAUACAUUU
Cebus imitator (Panamanian white-faced capuchin) is the source of this 1160-nucleotide messenger RNA. Its product is annotated as olfactory receptor 2L13. Gene Ontology annotation, cellular component: membrane. Lineage: Eukaryota; Metazoa; Chordata; Mammalia; Primates; Cebidae. The record is from RefSeq and is a predicted model, not a curated record. Bases 19 to 957 code for a protein of 312 amino acids. The transcript has a single exon. Gene Ontology annotation, molecular function: G protein-coupled receptor activity; olfactory receptor activity. Gene Ontology annotation, biological process: G protein-coupled receptor signaling pathway.